This is a messenger RNA of Pogoniulus pusillus (Red-fronted tinkerbird), 8051 nucleotides long. RefSeq names its product metal regulatory transcription factor 1 (gene MTF1). Gene Ontology annotation, cellular component: nucleus. NCBI's taxonomy places the organism in Eukaryota, Metazoa, Chordata, Aves, Piciformes, Lybiidae. Bases 135 to 2315 code for a protein of 726 amino acids. The transcript is spliced from 11 exons. Gene Ontology annotation, biological process: positive regulation of transcription by RNA polymerase II. The record is from RefSeq and is a predicted model, not a curated record. Gene Ontology annotation, molecular function: RNA polymerase II cis-regulatory region sequence-specific DNA binding; DNA-binding transcription activator activity, RNA polymerase II-specific.
CCGUGCGCGGCCGGAAGCGGAAGUGAGUGCGCUGGAAAUCAUGGUGCCGCUGGGGCGGGGAAGGAGCUGCCGCCGCCGCCGGGAGCUGGAUGAGUCGCUAAGGUGCACGGUGUCGCCCUGAGAAGCGCUGAGCCAUGGGGGAGAACAGCCCUGAAGGCAACGUUAUCUACUAUGAAGUAGAGGAAGACGAUUUAACCCAGGACGAUAAUAUGAUGAGGUUUGCCGAUAAAAACGGGCUGGUUUCUUCGUCAUCCGGGACGGUGUAUGACAGGACGACUGUUCUCAUAGAACAGGACCACAGUGUGUUGGAAGACGAUGAGGAUGAAGGACAAUGUGGUGAUCACUUGCCUUUUUUGCCAGAGGGUCACGAAGAAGGAUUUCAUUUAAUAGCAGAUCAUGAAGGAAUGUCCCAGGGUUAUGUGCAACACAUUAUUUCUCCAGAUCAGAUUCACCUAACAAUAAAUCCUGGUUCGACUCCUAUGCCAAGAAAUAUUGAAGGAGCAACGCUCACUUUGCAGUCUGAAUGCCCAGAAACGAAGCUUAAAGAAGUGAAGCGAUAUCAGUGCACCUUUGAGGGCUGCCCACGCACCUACAGCACUGCCGGCAACCUGCGCACUCACCAGAAGACUCACCGUGGGGAGUACACUUUUGUCUGCAAUCAAGAGGGCUGUGGCAAGGCCUUUCUUACCUCCUACAGCCUCAAAAUCCACGUUCGAGUGCACACUAAGGAAAAGCCUUUUGAAUGUGAUGUGCAGGGCUGUGAGAAGGCGUUCAACACCCUGUACAGGUUGAAAGCACAUCAGAGGCUUCACACGGGGAAAACGUUCAACUGUGAAUCGGAAGGCUGCAGUAAAUACUUCACCACGCACAGCGACCUUAGGAAGCACAUCCGGACACACACAGGAGAAAAGCCAUUUAGGUGUGAGCAUGAUGGCUGUGGGAAAGCUUUUGCUGCAAGCCACCACCUUAAAACACACGUCAGGACACAUACUGGGGAGAAACCUUUCUUCUGUCCCAGUAAUGGCUGCGAGAAGACUUUCAGUACCCAGUACAGUCUCAAGAGUCACAUGAAAGGUCACGAGAAAGGACAGUCCUAUAAUGCACUUCCCAAUAACAACGUGUCUGAGGAUACAAGCCACUCACUUUGUCUGAGUGACCUGAGCCUCAUUUCAACAGAUUCUGAGCUGCGGGAGAACUCCAAUACAACACAUGGACAAGACCUUAGCACAAUCUCACCAGCAAGCAUCUUCGAGUCGAUAUUCCAGAGCCCAGACCCUGCAGGCCAGGACGACUCGCAGCAGACAGCUGCCUUGAUGGAAGGUUUUAAUGGUGACACGGACUCGGUCUCUGCUGCUCCACCAUCUGCAGGAGACUCAGCGUCCUUGUCUCUUCCACUGGUCCUGCAGCUUGGCAUCUCUGAGCCUUCCCACUCAGCACUACAAGCCUCAGCAGCCCCUGCUGCUCCCUCCUCCAUAGGAACCAGCUCACAGCAAGCUGCAUUUGGAAAUCCUGCAACUGUUUUACAGUCCCCAGAAGUGCCUGUUCCUCACAGCACACAGUUUGCAGCCAGUCACCAAGACUUCCUGCAGCCCCCACCGCAGCCCCCGCCGCAGCCCAUGGUGCAAGGACUUUCAGUGGUGGCUGGGGCACCUGCCCCGGCAGCGCCUGGUGCUGCUGAGCCCCUGCCAGCUAUGGUUCAGACUGUGCCUGUUGGUGCAAACCCUGUUCUGACCAGUAACCCGACCAUAACCAUUACUCCUUCCCAGAGCACUGCUAUCCUGCAGUCCAGCAUUGUCAUGGGAGAGCAGAACUUGCAAUGGAUCUUAAACGGUGCCACUGGUUCCCCACAAAGCCAAGAACAAAUGCCACAAGUUCCAAAAGUAGUGGAAAAGGUUUUUUUUACCACCGCAUUACCAGUAGCUGGCAGCACAGGAAGCCCUGUUCAGCAGAUUGGUCUCAGUGUUCCUGUCAUUAUUAUCAAGCAGGAGGAGGCCUGCCAGUGUCAGUGUGCCUGCCGAGACUCUGCCAAGGACAAAGCCACUGUUAAGAAGGAAUGUUCUUCACCUGAUUCUAAAGCUUUGGAGCAGCCAGCUCCCCAGCUGCAGCCUCAGACCUUCCCUUCCCCUUCUCCUUCGUGUGGGCAGAGCAGUCAGAUAGUGACCCCUUCAGACUCGCAGACUGAAACGUUAAGUGCCAUGGAUGUCUCAGACUUCCUGUCCCUCCAGAGCCCUGACACUCCCUCUAACAUAAUUCCAAUCGAAGCACUACUGCAGGGUGAGGAAGAAAUUGGUUUGAAUAGCAGCUUCUCCAAGUGAAGAUGUUCCAGAUUUCCUUUUGCACCUGGAGGGUAAAACCCCUUCUCCUUAGAAGCAGAAACUGAAGGAUCGAUUCUUUCUUUGUUUUUUAGCUCCCUCUUUGGAAGUUUUUGUGGCUUAUUUCUGCUUCACAGAUGUCAUCUUAGUCACGUCCCAGGUACAUCCAUCUUUGAGAAUCUAUCUUAAAAAAAAGGUAAAAAAAAAAGGAAAAAAAAAAAGCUAAGUUAUAUAUGAACUGUUUUGGCUGCACUGUCUGUCACUUUUGCUUGUCAUAUGUGAACACAGAAGUUAAAAAGUUACUUGUGUGCAAAAAAAAAUGAUUUUUAAAAAGAAAAAGGGGGGGUUAGUUUGUCUCCAAUUGCACAUCACUUAAUGUUUGGGUUAAAGGUACUGGCAGCAAGUGGGUCUUUGUUACAACUCCUUGGGUCUGUGAUUUUUCUCUGUCUCUUAUGUCUGAUGCUAACCAUGCACUACGAGGGGAGCCUGGGAGAGGACUUUGCUGUGGUAGGAGCUGACAUUACUGUAGCAGAUGGUUUAUCUGCAGUUGAAUUGAAAUGGAAUUGUCACGUCACUGAGUAGUGGGAGCUGAUGUUGAGGUUUGCUUUGUGCUAAUGCUGUUACUGAAGCCUACAGAAGCUUUUUGGGGAGUCCUUUCAGGAGAGCACAAGUGCCUUGUGUUCCUGACAGCACAAGUUUCUUGUGUUCAUUUAAUUUCAUUAGGACUUAGGAGUGUGGUGGCAAACCCUGUUUCACAGCAUGGAAACACAGCUGGAGCCCUGGCUUCCUUAGGCUUAGGAGCUUGUCUGCUUCUCUUUGGAAGGGUGCAGUGAGUCCCAGGGGUAGGCAGCUUGGUGUCUGCUGCUCUUCUGAUUCGUUUGGCUCUGUUCAGAAACAAGUCACCCUCUUAACUCCUGCGACUGUUUCAAUCAGGAGCACGGUGCCUUUGCUGGUUACUCUCAUCUUUUGUCAAGAGCAGCUCUAGGGAAAUGUUCAGAAUGAUUCAAUUCCGUUUGAAUUCAGUGAGUCUCUCCUUCAGCUGUCCAGAAAUGCUUCCUUUUUUUUUUCCUGUUAAACUGUAUCAUUUCUGCCUCCACCCUACUGCAAUGCCAGCUUUUUGUGCACGGGGCUAUUUCUUGACUAAAAGAUGUUACACAACAUAGUAGUUUUUUCUUUCAUAUCAAACUGAGAGUCUCUAUUCUAACCUACUCAGGGUAAAUAAAACACAACCCCCUCUCCCCUUCCACCAAAAAGCCUGUAAUGUUGCAAUAAAUGCAGUCUCAUUCUAAAUGGUUUAUUUAUGCUGCAUUAUUUUAAAAGAUGUAAUUUUAUAGUGUUUUAUCCAUCUUUCUGGCUUUGGCUGUCAGUCUCUUAUGUUAAAAGAAAGAAUAUUAAAUAGUCUUUAUUCAGUUUACAGUGUUGUCAUUAGUGAGAUGCAAAGCUAACGACUGUAGAGCCAAUUAGCCUGGAGUCUCUCUCUGUGCGCCAGGUUUAGCAACUCAGACUCCAGUGGGUAGAGAUGUGUCCCUGGGUGUUUGAUCAGAGCUGCCCUCUCUACCUGCUGGAGGGAGUGGCAGGAGUGCAACCAGCCCCCCAGGGUGACCAGCAGCCUUACCAACACUGUUGUCACGUCCCAGCUGGGACAGUGGCUUUGGCCAUCUCCUGCUGUUCCCUUGUGAGUGCGCUGCGGUGGCACAGCUGGGAGCAGGCUGCAGGAAGAUGGUUUUUCACCUCUGUCAGCUGGCUGCCAGCUGCCCAGAGCAGCAGGGCAAAAUCCUACCCUGUUGGGGUGGGUGUGUGUGAGGAGAGGCCAUGCAGAGGAUGCUGUGUCUCUGCCAGGGCAGAGUGCUCCAUUUGGUAAUUGUGGUGAGGAUUGCGGUGAGAGCUUGGUGGCAGCAGCUGAGCUGGAAACAGGCUGAUUGUGUUCCCUUGCUACUUGUGUUUCCUCUGGGGGUGUGUUGGUGUGUGGUGCAGUGCUGUCCCAGCGGGGAGGUGGGCCCUGCACCCCGAAAAGCAGAUUAAUGAAGUGGUUUGUGUUUUGGCCCUGCAGUGGUGAUCCCUGCAGAGGGCAGAGAAAUGGUGGCCUCCUUUGGUUUUCUCCUUCAUUUUGUGCUGCAGUUUGGUUGCAGAGCAGCAAGAACUGCCUUGAACACAAAAGAAAUUGUCUCAAGCCUGUGUGGCUGGGAUUGUCCUGGUGGGAUGAUUCCUUUGCGAGCUCUGGUAGAGCUCUGCUUCAGAGGAGUGUGAGUGGUGCCUGGAACCAUGGGGGUUCCCCUGAAGCAGAGCUCACUGCAAGAGGCCUCACAGCCUUCUCAUAGCACAGCAUGACAGUGAUGGUUGAGGUUCAGAGGGUUUAUGAGUGUGAGAUUCUGCUAGUGCAGGAGCAUGCAGAUCCCCCUGUAGUGCUGGGGUUUUCUCUGAUGGGAUGAGGGUACCAGACGAGAUGAAAUGGUGACAGCUGGGGGAUUUAGCAACCUCUGCAGAGCCAUGCUGUCCUUCAGGGAGAUGUUUUUCAGUGUUAGUUUUGCUACUUGUGACUUAGUCCAGGUAAAACAAGCUUCUGGUUGUGGCAGGUAGCAUCUUUAGAAUACUCCUUUGUGAUACAAAUUAGUAGAAGUUUCUGCCACAGGCUUUAGAAGCUGGCCUGGGAGCACAGCGAUGGGCAGCAGGGUGGUGCUGCAGGUGUCCUACCAGAGCACAUGCCAGAGGAUAACCUCUGUUGUUUUCUGAUGGUGUGCUCCAAGUUUAAUUGUCACUUUUAGGUCUGUAGGGUUUGUUGUUAACCUCUUGCAUGUGCAUCUGACAGGCUGCAAUUUAGAUGAAACUAAUUAGAGCUGGUAAGGAGGUCAGAGGAGUGUGGCUGAAGGCACAGGCUGCUGCAUCACAAACCACACAUUCCACCCCACUGUGCUGUACAGAUGUGUGCUUUUGCUGUCCAGCUGUUGGUCUGCUUCCCAGAGUGUUCCAUGCUGCAUGUCUGGCAGGGGACAUUUCAUCAUCCCUGAGGCUGCUGGGGUGGCUGUGAAUACACUGGGAUGGGAAAGAUCCCCGAGUGGCUGGUAAGGGAUGGCAGUCACAGCAAAGCCCUGGGAUUUCUCAGUGGCAGGGAGCUUUGUGUCCUCUCCCCCUUGCUACCCCAGCAUCUAGAACAUUCACAAUAGCAUCUUUAGUAAAGGGGAGCUUCCUCUGUUGCAGAUGUGGGAUUCACAGAAAGAGCCUCUGAGAACUAUCUGCCCUUCCUCUUCAAAGCCUCCACGUCAUGAAGCCCUUUAGUUAUCAAUCAGACAGCAAAGCUGCUCUGCUCUGGGUCAUUCUGUGUUAAAAGUGUUGUUGUUUUGUGGCUCAUGGGGAUUUGCUUGGUUACCUGUGCUGUCUAGACAGGGGUGCAGAAGCUCGAAGGUGUAGAAUGGAUCAAAUUACCAACAUGAGUAGCUCUGGUCACCACACAGUGAUUUGACAUGCAGUUAGAGGCUGUAGAAGUUGCUUCUCAUGCUCGUAGGUGGUAGAGGGCUGGGAGAUCAGCACUGUUUGAAUGCUGGUACUGAAUUCUAUAGAACAAAGUACGAACUGGGCACUUGUGUCAUGCUGACUGUGUCCAGACUAGUUUGCAGAACCUCAUACUGAUAUCUAAAAUGCACUUUAGGUUAUUUUGUCUUUAACCCAAUUGCUGCAAUUUCUUUUGUAUAUACUUUCACAAAGUUUAUUUUUGCUCUGAGUAAAAGUUAACAGGGGUGUGCAAAGAUGAGCACUUAACUUGGUGCAAUACUUGUAGCUGGAGAUCAUUGUCCCACGUGGUCUGUCUGUGUCUGUCGCUGGAGUAGAUGUAGUCAGUAGCUCAGUGAUGUCCUGCCCCUCCCUGUCUGACCCCAGAGAAAUUAUGCACCAUUAGCAAACGUCCAAUCUAUGCAAAUACUCCUGAGAGCACUGUGCUUUGCAGCCUUUUCUCUCAUGCUUUCUGGGGGGCUGCUUGUCACUUCUGUUGGAUGCGGCCAAGGUUCUGGUCUCUGUCUCCCUUCUCCCUUGUCCUCUGUUCUGCUCUGCCACGCCAGUACCAACAGAAGUGACAAGUGGUUCUGAAACAGGCAUGUUGCACCUUUGAAAUUUCUCUUUGAGAUCGUUCUUGAUGUCGUUACCUGCCUUACUUCACGGGGGAUGGUGCUCCUGCAGCCAUCUGGGGUGUUGUGUUUGCAGUGGCAGCAGCAUUGUUAAACUGUUUACAGAACUCUGCCUGUGCUGGCUGUAAAUGCAGCUUGGUUGGCCUGGGGGGGCUGCUGGGGAGAUGAGUUAAAGGGGUAAUUUGUCUUGGACUUGACUGGAGCUGAAAAGCUGUUCCUGAUUUGGGGGGAGCAUGGCUGGCAGCUGAAAAGAGAGGCAGCCAGGUCCAUGGUGUAGAGGACAUUCUGGUGUCACCUUGAUUCUGCUGCUCACUGGCCAAGAGACCUCGGGCAAGUCACUUGACCUCUCCGUGCCUUGGUUCCUCCCUAUGAAAUGAGGACAAUGAACUUGUCUUUAUCAACUGCUCCGUGAUGCACGGGUGGGACGUCCUUGGCACUGGUGAUCUGAGGUAGCUGGGCAGAGCUGCUCGAGUCAGUUUGGGCUGUAAGGCAAAAAGAAACCCAACCAGAAAGAUAUCUUUAAGAGACCCUGUGAGUUCUGAUCACGAGUUUCUAAUUGCAAACUGUUUUUUGUUCCAUAACACAUUUUGGAAACAACAUCCAACCCAUUUUUUUUUAAUACCUGUUACCUAUAGUUGAUACUCAUGGACAGGGCUGAACUUUGAACCUUUUUUGUGUCUUUGUCUUUUAAGCUGUCCUCUGUCCUAGAAGUUGGAUUCUGUCUGCACUGAGAAAUGCAAAUUAAACUGGAUAUUUAUGUAGUGGUGUGUUCAGAGUCUGUGUGCGUUCUUGGGACUGGCGUAACAAUCCCACACCACGCCCUCGCUGGUGUGCAAGCUGGCCAAAAUUUGGUUCAUUAUGCAGUGUACACUUUCAACUAAAUGCAGUUUCUACUUUUUCUUACAUUUUUUUCACAAGAUCUUUUUCAGCAGAACCAAGGGUAUGGUGGUUUUGUUUUUCAGUCCCCCAGUCACAGGAGUUGGUGUUCCUUGCUGUGUAGCUUUGUGCCCUUUGCUCGCUUGCUGACCCAGAGCUGUCUGGCCCUAGUUCUGGAGAGGUGGAGUUGUGGUUGUGUGACGGAGCAGCAGCAGGCAGGGACCUGCAGGCCUGAGCCUUGGGUGGGGUUUGGGUUGUCCCCAGUGCUGGUGGCUGUGGGUGCCAGCCUGGGAAGUGCAGGAGAGCUGCGAGUGGUGCCCGCUGGUGCCGUGUCGUGUGGGCAUGCAUGGGGAACUGGGCAGUGGAGAUGCCAAAAGAGCCCCAGUUUUACAAGAAUGUGUGUGUGAUGUUCAAAGGAAUUUAUUUAACUAUGAAACAUGGGAACAAAUGUGCUUACAUUGAGCAAUGUGAAGUUGUUAGUUACCCGUACAGUACUUCCAAAGGAAGAGCAUCUCCAAAACCCCAAAAAAGAGAAAAAGAAGAAAAAAAAAAAAAAAGAAGUAAAUAUGAAUUUGUAUUUUUUUGAAGAAUGUAAAAUGUGAAAUAAUGGUGUUUGCUUAAUUGCUCAUUUUGUAUGGAGUUAAUAUUGUACUUUGAAAUAUCUGCAAAGAAGUGGAAAUUAUUAACUUUUUUUGGAAUUGAAAGCAAUAUUAAUACUAAUGGAAUCCUAAUUAAAUGCUUAUUUAAA